Messenger RNA from Didymodactylos carnosus, 612 nucleotides. NCBI's taxonomy places the organism in Eukaryota, Metazoa, Rotifera, Eurotatoria, Philodinida, Philodinidae. The record is from the annotation of a GenBank genome assembly.
AUGGGUAGGCCCUCCGAUGCAUCAUUAACACAGCAAUAUCAGCGAGGGCUUUGGCGAUGUCCGGUUUGUAUGGAUUUAUUUAAACUUUUUAAAGAUGAACAAGCACGACAACAAUUAGCUAAUCUACUAUGCCUACCAUUAAUGCCUCCAGAAUUAACAGACUAUGUUUUAAGAAAUUAUAUUGAUUGCCCAAUAUAUUCUAUUGAAAAAUGGAAUAAAUUGCAUGACGCAUUUGUGCCAUAUUAUGAAGCUAUUGAUAUUAAUCAUAUAUUUAUUUGUAUUACUACACGUCAGUUAUUAUCUGCGUGUAAAUAUUCAUCUACAUUGGCUAUUGAUUGUACAUACAAAAUAACAUGGAAUGAAUUACCUUUACUCGUUUUUGGAACAUCAGAUUUAUAUCGUCAUUUUCAUCCAUUAGGAUUAUGUUUAAUAUCAACAGAUGAAUCAGCAGAUACAUUUAAAACUUUAUUUCGUGUAUUAAAAUCAUGUGUACCACUAAUCAUUCAACAACCAUAUGAUAUUACUCAUGUUAUGGCUGAUGGUACUGCUGUUAUUUUGUAUGUACAAUCAAUAGCCAAUGUAGAUGAAUAUUUACACGCAGAUAAUAACUGA